Magnolia sinica is the source of this 1455-nucleotide messenger RNA. RefSeq names its product cytochrome P450 86B1-like. The record is from RefSeq and is a predicted model, not a curated record. The transcript has a single exon. Gene Ontology annotation, molecular function: heme binding; monooxygenase activity; iron ion binding. The coding region runs from base 1 to 1455 and encodes 484 amino acids. NCBI's taxonomy places the organism in Eukaryota, Viridiplantae, Streptophyta, Magnoliopsida, Magnoliales, Magnoliaceae.
AUGUUGAGCAGCAAAGACCAUGUUCUCAUGAAUUGGCCUAUCGUCGGCAUGCUACCAUCCCUUCUUCUCAACGUCCACCGUUUGCAUGACUGGUUAACCGGAGUCAUGGCAGAAAGUAGGCUCACGUGGGUAUUCUACGGCCCAUGGUUCACUCAAAUGGAGAUUGUAGUAACAUGCGAUCCAGCUAAUGUGAAUCAUGUCAUGCGCACCAACUUCUCCAAUUUCCCAAAGGGAUCUGAUUUCAAGGAGAUGUUCGAUAUACUUGGGGACGGGAUCCUCAAUUCAGAAUCAGAGUCGUGGAGACUUCAACGUAAAAUGGCUCAGACCCAUCUCAAAUGUACACGAUUCCGUCAAUUCUUGGCCAAGACUAGCAAAGAGAAGGUGAAGACGGCGCUUAUCCCAGUCCUUAAGUACAUCGCACAACAAGGAAAAUACAUAGACUUGCAAGACGUCUUCCAAAGGUUCAUGUUCGAUAGCACCUGCAUCGUAGUCAUUGGUGCCGAUCUCAACUGUCUAUCUGCCACCUUCCCCGAACUUCCUCCUAUUGUCAAGGCCAUGGAUGAUGUGGGAGAGGUGUUGUUAUUCCGUCACUUGGUGCCUUACAGUUGGUGGAGGUUGUUAAGGUGGCUAAAGAUAGGGAAGGAGAAGAAGAUGUGUGAAGCUUGGAAAACCAUUGAUAAUUUCAUAUACCAAAGAAUUUCAAUGAGAAGGCAACAAAUGAAAGAAACCAAUGAUUUGGAGAAAUCUUGGGAUCUUUUAACAUCUUACAUGGAUGAGAUCAAAGGAGGAUCAGAAUCUGAUAGAUUCCUCAGAGAUACAGUGUUGAAUUUCUUGACUGCAGGUAAAGACACCACAAGCGCCAGCAUUACAUGGUUCUUCUUGAUGAUUUCUAAGAAUCCAAGAGCCGAAAUCAAGAUCUUGGAAGAACUUAGGGCAAUCUCAGCCAAAAAAGAACAAGUGCGGCAAGAGAAAUUACCAACGGUGUUCGAACCUGAGGAGCUUAACAAGCUGGUUUAUCUACAUGCAGCCUUCUGUGAAACACUGCGGCUAUUCCCAUCUGUUCCAUUCGAGCACAAAGGAGUUAUUCAGACGGACGUUCUUCCCAGCGGUAAAACAGUCCGGCCAAACACAAUGAUUAUAUUCCCCUUGUAUUCGAUGGGGAGGAUGGAAGCAAUAUGGGGGAAAGAUUGCUUAGAAUUCAAGCCAGAGCGAUGGAUCACUGAACAAGGUAGUCUGAAAUUCGAGCCGUCCUACAAGUUCACAGCAUUCAAUACUGGGCCGAGGGAUUGCUUAGGUAGGGAGGUGGCUUUUACUCAAAUGAAGGCUAUCGCAGCAGCCUUGCUUUACAAUUUUCAGAUUGAGGUGAUGGACGAACACCCUGUGUCUCCGAAACUCUCGGUAAUUCUCCACAUGAAGGAUGGUUUGAUGGUCCGACUCACUGAAAGAUGUUCUUAA